Molecule: messenger RNA, 1002 nt
Organism: Aaosphaeria arxii CBS 175.79
Lineage: Eukaryota; Fungi; Ascomycota; Dothideomycetes; Pleosporales
Product: ketoreductase
Exons: 2
Coding region: 1-1002 (333 amino acids)
Molecular function (GO): oxidoreductase activity, acting on the CH-OH group of donors, NAD or NADP as acceptor
Source: RefSeq, a predicted model, not a curated record
AUGAAGGUCCUACUGACUGGAGGAAGCGGCUUCAUUGCCACAUAUUGUCUACAAUAUCUUCUUGAAAGAGGGCACACUGUGGUUACUACGGUACGGUCCAAUCUGAAAGGAGGACAGAUCGUUGAGCGCUUCGACGAGAUCACCCGCAAAAACUUGUCCUAUGUCGUAGUUGAGGACAUCACUGUGCAUGGCGCUUUCGACCAAGCUGUGCAGUCGACUCCACCUUUUGAUACUGUCCUCCAUACGGCGAGCCCAUUUCGCUUUGAUGUGGCCGAUGUGGAAAGAGACUUGCUGGAUCCAGCAGUCAUAGGCACGACAAACAUCCUAAAAGCUAUUAAAGCAUAUGCGCCCGAGGUGAGAAGGCUAGUCCUCACCUCUUCCUUUGCUUCCAUGAUCAAUCCGAAGCAGCACCCUGCCAUCUACGAUGAGGCUGCGUGGAACCCGGUCACCUGGGAAGAAGCACUCUCCGACCCAGUGACCGCUUACCGAGGAAGCAAAACCUUCGCGGAGCAUGCGGCAUGGAAAUUUGUCGAAAUGGAAAAACCAAACUUUUCCAUCUCAACCAUCAAUCCCCCUUCAGUGUUCGGCCCCGUCCCGAAACAUCUGGCUUCACAGGACAGGAUCAAUACCUCCAGCGCCCGGAUUCUGGACAUGAUGCAAGGCAAAAUGAAAGACCAUCUGGAACCAACAGGAGCGUUUUUGUGGGUGGAUGUUCGUGAUGUUGCUCUUGCACACGUCAAAGCAGCGGAGCUUCCACGAACAGCUGGUAUGCGGUUGUUCGUCACUGCAGGUCAUUUCAGUAACGCAGAUAUUGCCAAGGUCAUCCAGGAGGAAUUUCCUGAGUACUGCGACCGUCUCCCGAGCACAAUCACAAGCGACCUCCCAAGUGAUGUCUAUGGUUUCGAAAACCUUUCAACCAAUCAAGCUUUAGACAUGCGCUAUCGACCUUUGCAAGAAUGCAUCAUUGACACUGUCAAGUCGCUACAGGCUAUAGCACUUUAA